CGCGCGGGCCGCGUCGCGGCGCGUUGCGACUUGCAUCACGAGUUGCGAGUUGCGAGCGGGGCCCCCGUCUAACAAGUAACAGUACUUCCUCGCGCUCAGUGGAAUAAAGCCUCUUUCCGUGGAACGGGACCCACCGCGCUCUCGGCUCUCGGCUCUCCGCCGUGCUGCGCCGGCUCCGCUCACCUCGCGCGCCGCGAUCGUCCCCUCUCGCUCGCGCACCCUCGUCGUCCCGUGCUAUCGUCCGCGAAGUAGUCUGGCCGGUCGGGCACGAGGGAGCCUCUCGUGAAACCAGUCCUCGCGUAUAUACGCCGAUAUACGCGUAUAUACGCGUACGCGCCGGUCGCUCCACACGUUACGGACCAGAAGAGGCUUUUGCCUUACGGCGCCAAGUGCUCUCCGGCUCCAGUGCGCGCCUUCCGCACCUGCUCCGCGAUAUACGAAUAUACGAGGAUUUUCGGCGGCCGGCAGGAGGCAGGAGGAACGAUCGAACGGUCCGGCGAGAGACGAGAUCGUCGAGGGGAUCAAGAGAGAGAUCUGUGAGUUUAACGUCGGACAAUCUCCCGGGUUUCGAUCGUGCGACAUUGAGGUGGGAUUGACAAAUCGAUCGCACGAGGAAGAGGAAGAAGGAAGGAAGGAAGAAUCGUAUCCUGCCCGCCAUAUUUCGUUGCUUUUUGAAACGCCCGCGGAAAAUCGAGGGAGGGCGACAGGUGUCCGUUUCGUCGGUGCCAACUGCAUCACUUUUUAAGGUUGGAAAUUUACUAAGGGAAUACGGAGAAGACCACGAGGAGCACAUUGAUUGUGUCUCAGAGAUCAACUUACGAUUUUAAAAUAAUACAAAUAUACGACAAUCAUUUAUCCGAGGACUGUCAUUAGCAUCUCAUUAUCGCAAAAAGUUGGCUGUAUUGUCUUCGUCUGGAGGAAGGAGCCCCAAUUGAAUGAAGAUUAAUUUAUACCGAUCUUAAAACAACAAAUAUUCGACAAUCAUUUAUCCAAAGACUGUCAUUAGCAUCUCAGAGAAGCUGGUUUGUCUUCAUUCGGAGGAAGGAGCUACAAUUGAGAGAAGACGAAGAUUAAUUUACGCCGAUUAUAAAACAGCAAAUAUUCGACAAUCAUUUAUCCGAAGACUCUCUCUCUCUCUCUCCCUCUCUCUCUCUUUCUGUCUCUUUCUGUCUCGUCAGUAAUUUAUUAUUAUCGCAAAAAGCUGACUGUGUUGUCUUAAUCUGAAAAGACAGGAGCCAUAAUUAAAAAAAGAUCAAUUCACGCCGAUCCUAAAACAACAAACAUUCAACACUUAAUUAUCCGAGGACUGUCAUUAGCAACUCAUUAUUGUCGCCAGAAGAUUGCAUUAUCUUCGUCUGGAGGCGGAAUUGGCAGGCCACAAUUAAAAGAAGAUGAGCAAAACGGUUUAUGCGUAAAGUUCGGCGACGGGCGUGAAUUUGAAAAAUCGACGUCGGGAUAUUCGGUUGCUCGGACUCGACGCGGAGCGGUCGACGUUUGAUCGUCGAAACGUAUCGGAAAGCAGGUUAGCGAUCCCAUCUCGUUAGCGGGUUGCUCGCGCGAUGCUCGCGUCGGCGCGUGACGCCCGUGUCUCGCCGUCCUCGCCGACCGGCGCCGCGUGCGCGAUUCCGUGCUCACCGUGCCGAUUUCCGGCGGAUAGAGCGAGCGAGGAAGUCGAUACGGGGAGAUCAGCGGCCGUUCCGGAAAGGAACCUGGAUUCCUGAAAAGGAUCUCCCUGGGAAGCAAAAAAAAGAGAGUAAGAGGAACGGAGUUACAUGGUAUAUAUAUUUAAGUUUCGGUGGAUGCCAUUCACGCUUACGCGCGGAUUUGGAAGGAUUACAUGCAGCAACGAGGAGAGCGGGAAGUGCGAAUGGACCUCCGCAAAAUCAGAGGUUAACCGGGGAGAAAGAGGAAAAGGUAGAGGAAGAUAUAGAGGACGGGUUGCGAGGCCUUUCGCCGCUCGCGACCUAAGUUUCUCGGUCGUCCGCGAGUCCCACUGAUCUAAUUCGCGGCGCUCUUUUACACCUCGCGGUGCUCCGGUGAAGGUGUCGAUCGUCGGUCAACUACUUCCGUUCAAAAGGAGAAGGUUCCUAAGCGUCCGAAAGAAAAUCAUCCUGGUGCUCGUAAGGAAACGCAGGAGAGACUUAAUAAUUUAACUUGUAUAAUUUACUUAAAUGCUAAAAUAAUAGGAAACCUCGAAAAGUCGACAGCAACGCGAAGGUGUGACCUCCCUGUGGUGUUUUAAUUUUGCGACCGUGAUUUUCGCGAGAUGUUAAUGUGAUCCAAGUGCGUGCGAGGAUAUUUCGCCGAUUCUUCUACGUUUUGCCAGUGAGUUUUCGAUACUUAUUAAUAAUAACCGUACAAUUGUUCCGCGUAUCGACGAACUUCUCGCCAGUGUUUCGAAUCCCGCGGCUGAUUACCGAGUGUGACGAAUCGCAGGGAAGCAGCUGUGAGCGGAGCGAAGAGGAAGGAGGCAGACAAAUCGCGCGGAUAGGAGACGGACGGUGAAAGAAGAUACCAUUUGGAGCGGAAGACAGGACGUUCAUCGAAGAUGAAGACCACACAACGAGCUCUAAGCUUCGACGAGACGUCGAUGGACAGCUGUAUAUUGGCUACUAUCGACGAGGGCCGCCGAGUCAGUGACUUAUCGGGCGAGUCGAUGAAGGACAGUAACGAAGUGGAAGUGACGUCAUUGGAGGAAGCCAAGUCGGUCAUAGCGGCACUCAGAGCGAGACAGCGGGCACAAGCCCACCAAAUGCUCGCUUGGCGAAGGACCCUUAAAUUGCAGGAGGACCUGGUGGCUCGAUUGACGCGGGAAAAAGCUGAGCAGUUGCGGACGUUGUCGUCGCAACUUCUGCUGUUCGAGUCAAGGCUCUGCAGGAAGCAGAAGGAAAUCGAAGCCAGUCUGAGUCAGCGAGAAUCCAUUAUUUUACGACAACAAAGGGUGAUCAGGCAAUUGCAGAACAGAUUGGCGGAGAGGAGCACGAGCACUCGGGACUCGCCACCUUGCGACGCCCUGGACAGAUUAGACAGUCUCGGGGAUAGCGACAGCGCCGUUGUGCUCGAGGAAACCGCGGACGAUCCUGCCCCACCAAGAUUUCGUUCUAACAUUACUGAUGUAACUGUGAUCCGUUCCGUGUCCGAUGCAGUGGAACCGUCGAACAAGUAUUCGUCAAUGCGACGUUGCAACGGUUUUCUCAGAAGACCGGAGAUUCUGGAAACCGUGUAUUCCGUGGAGGAAGACGGUGACAGCGAAAAUAAUCAAGAUCCGUCGGAAUCGACAGAGAAUUCGGAAUACGAAGACAGGAGAAUGAAAAACUUAGGCAACGGAAAGGGCAGGCUUCAGGAUCUGUACGGCAGUUUCGAAAGGUUGGCUCAAGACACAGAUUCUCCACCUAGCGAAAGACCCAGGGACGAAAGCCAACAGGCGCAGGUGACAUACAAUAGGGUAAUGAGCAAUCACAGAUCCGUGACGAAGCCAAAAGACGUGAAGUACAAGAGGAUAAAUAAGGCAAAAUCGAAAAGUCUUGAAGAACUUAGAGGACGUCUUAGAAAUUGGGUCGAGAAAGGAAAUAAAAUAGCUAUAUCGUUGGAUCAGUCAUAUGCUUGAGCUUACUACCCCUAUAUAUGAAAGUAUAUAAAUUAUUAUUUUAUGAACGAAAACGUGUAAUGCCCAAAAUUAUAAUUCUAUUUGUAAGAUUAAGGAAUGGACUUUUAUCUUUAGUAAAGUCGCUACUGUAUUUAAUUGAAAUAUCAUCGCUCCAUGUGAUAUUUACUGUAAUAUUUUGUCAUGUUAAUUAUACACCUAGAUCAAAGAUAAAUGAUUCGAAACUUGUGAUAUGAUUUUAUUAUAUAUAAA
Trachymyrmex cornetzi is the source of this 3856-nucleotide messenger RNA. RefSeq lists its product as uncharacterized. The transcript has 7 exons. The coding region runs from base 2549 to 3607 and encodes 352 amino acids. The record is from RefSeq and is a predicted model, not a curated record. NCBI's taxonomy places the organism in Eukaryota, Metazoa, Arthropoda, Insecta, Hymenoptera, Formicidae.